This is a messenger RNA of Dicentrarchus labrax (European seabass), 3837 nucleotides long. It is a transcript of the gene tyro3, whose product is annotated as TYRO3 protein tyrosine kinase. The transcript has 19 exons. Lineage: Eukaryota; Metazoa; Chordata; Actinopteri; Moronidae. Gene Ontology annotation, biological process: positive regulation of kinase activity; cell migration; nervous system development. The coding region runs from base 252 to 2933 and encodes 893 amino acids. Gene Ontology annotation, cellular component: signaling receptor complex. The record is from RefSeq and is a predicted model, not a curated record. Gene Ontology annotation, molecular function: ATP binding; transmembrane receptor protein tyrosine kinase activity; protein binding.
UCUCAGUUUGAGAAAAGAUCCUGACAGCGGCUGCUCGGUAAUCACUGGACCCUUAAUCGCUCUUUUAAUGACUUUGUUUGAAUCUUUCUUCACGAAUGUUUCGUUUUAUUGCCGGUUUACUCUCCGGUGGAAACCCCGUUUGUCCGCCUGGAAAUGAGACUUCAUUGAGGGAGUGAGACCGAGCCGAACCGAGCCGAGCCGAGUCCAAGCCGAGCCAGCCCGGAUCAGAGUCCCGCAGAAACAAUGACAAGAUGAUUGUGUGGAUUCUUUUCUUUUUACUACUGAGUCCCGGAGGGAGCUGUGGAAACGGCGUGUUGUUCACAAAGCACCCGUCCAAUCAGACGGUGUCUCAGGGGAAUGCGGCAAGGCUGGGCUGUGCCGUUCAGGGAGUGACAGAGCCGGACAUCGGGUGGAUGAAGGACGGAGAGAAACUUUACAGCACCGACCAGAUGUUCAUCACACUGGGAGAGCAGCACUGGGAGACCUACCACAGUGUGAAGUCGGUCCAGCAGCAGGAUGCGGGUCAGUACUGGUGUGAGGUCGAGUUCCACGGCCUGACGUUCUCCUCUGAGCGAGCCUGGAUCACAGUGGAGGGCGUCCCUCACUUGGUCCAGGAGCCGCGGGACGUGUCCACGUUCCCCAACGUCCCCUUUAACCUCACCUGUGCUGCUGUCGGCCCCCCCGAGCCCGUGGAGGUGCUGUGGUGGCUGGGGGGGGUCCAGGUGGGAGAGCCUGGUCCAUCCCCCUCCGUCCUUCAGGUCCAAGGCGUGAACAGCAGUGUGAAGUUUUACUGUGAAGCGAAGAACACCAGAGGAAUCUCAGUGUCUAGAACUGGAACAGUUCACAUUAAAGUGUUGCCAGCGGCUCCAGUCGGCCUGCAGGUCCUGAAGAUGGUGGACAACAACGUCACGUUGUCAUGGAAACCAGGAUUCACUGGACACUCUGAGCUGUCUACUUGCAUCCUCCAGCUGUCGAGGCGUUCAGUUCGUAGGUGGGACCUCCCUCAGCAGGAGGUGGAGGUUCCUCCUCACCUGCAGGUCCUACCUGGUCUGAGGAGUCACUGUAAUUACAGUGUCAGAGUCUCCUGCAGUAACGAGGUCGGAGCGUCACCGUUCUCCUCCUGGUUGCACUUCCAGACACCUGAGUCAGUGCCCUCAGUGGCCCCCAGGAACCUGACGUUUGAGCUGUCAGAGCAGCAGCUGUCGCUGAACUGGGCCCGGCUGCAGGAUGAGGACCUUCAGGGGAAGCUGUUGGCCUACAAGGUGCAGUGGACUCUGGGAGGAGAACCACAGGAGCCUCUGCUGUUCAAGGAGAACUUGGCCCAGCUUUCAGGAGGAGGACGCUUCUUUAAUGCCUCCUUCCAGGUCUCAGCCUGCACCUCUGUUGGCUGUGGACCCUGGAGCUCCCCGGUGCUGGUACUGCCCGCCUCAGUGCAGGUCCAUGUCCAGCGGAGCCAUGUGUGGGUCGGCCUGCUGCUCAGUCUUCUGGUGGCCACUGUGGUCGGACUGCUGCUCACCGUCCUUGCCCGCCGCCGCGGGAAGGAGACGCAGUUUGGUCUGGCCUUUAAGCCUGCAGGUCCUGAGAGUUCGGUCUCGUUCACAGCAGCUCGAUCCUUUAACAGAAACUGUGCUGAGCUGCAGGAGUCCACAUUGGACAGUCUCAGUAUAAACAACGACCUGAAGAACAAACUGCAGGACGUUCUGAUCCCAGAGAGGCUGCUGACACUGGGACACAUGCUGGGGAAAGGUGAGUUUGGCUCGGUGCGUGAGGCGUUCCUGAAGACAGAGGACUCGUCUGUCCAGAAGGUGGCAGUCAAAGUGCUGAAAUCUGACAUCACGUCAUCAGGUGACAUUGAGCAGUGUUUGAAGGAGGCAGCCUACAUGAAGGACUUUCACCACCCCAACGUCAUCCAGCUCAUCGGAGUGAGUCUUCACCGCCGUCAUGGUCAGAGGCUGCCCAUCCCGAUGGUGGUUCUUCCUUUCAUGAAACACGGAGAUCUGCACACGUUCCUGCUGCUGUCCAGACUGGGAGAACAUCCGUUUGACCUGUCUCUGCAGACUCUGCUCCAGUUCAUGUUGGACAUCUCUCGGGGGAUGGAGUAUCUGAGCAGCCGAAGCAUCAUCCACAGAGACCUUGCUGCUCGGAACUGCAUGCUGGAUGAGAAUAUGACAGUGUGUGUUGCAGACUUUGGACUCUCGAAGAAGAUCUACAGUGGAGAUUAUUACCGUCAGGGUUCAGUCUCUAAACUGCCUGUGAAGUGGAUCGCUCUGGAGAGUCUGGCUGACAACGUUUAUACCACACAGAGCGACGUGUGGGCGUUUGGCGUGACGAUGUGGGAGAUUAUGACUCGUGGUCAAACUCCAUACCCCGGCGUGGAGAACUCUGAGAUCUACGAGUAUCUGAUUAAAGGAGAACGACUGAAGAAACCUCCAGACUGCAGAGACGACAUUUAUGAGAUCAUGCACAGCUGCUGGAGUCCCGUUCCUAAAUGUCGUCCCAGUUUCCAGCGUCUGGUAGUCCAGCUGGAGGCGCUGUGGCUUAGCCUGUCCCCCGCCUCCCCACAGAAGGAGCCUCUGCUGUAUGUCAACCUGGAGGGGGACGAGGGGGAACUGAGUCGAGGGGGAGGACGAGGAGGAGCAGUCGGGGCCCCGCUGGCGGCGGCGGCGGAGGAAGUGGCAGCAGCCGGGAGUCUGAGCUGGAGUGUCCCCUGGCAGCGGAGGGCGGAUGACGAGGAGAAGGACUGGCUGAUGGUGGGGUCCGGGGCCGCACUCGCCAUCGGAGGAGACUACAGGUACAUCAUCGGCCCCUGUGGAGGCCCAGAGGAGGAGGUGGAGGGGGAGGGGGAGGAGGAGGAGGAAGAGGUGGAGGGGGGAGGCGCAGGGAGGAGGGAGGAGGUCAGAGACGAAGAGGACGAUGUCGUCAUUAAUGUCUGACCAAUCCUAGUGCUCCUCUCACCUGAUUGGACCUGAGCUCGUCAGUCAGCUGAUCAGAGACGCUGGAUUUACAGUACUGAGCAGCAGCAGGCGGGUGGAGACUCGCUGGAGGUAGGCUGGUUCCCCUCUGACUGUGACUGUUAGCCUAGCUUAGCACAGACUGAAAGCAGAGGGAAACUGUUAGCCUCUGUUCCAUUAUUGUACUUAACAGGAAGUGAAUAAGUCAGUUACUGUUAACGAACCUGAAGGUGGAUUAUUAGCAUUAUUAGCAUUAUUAGCAUUGAACUUGUAAAAUAUAAUUUGGACACUUUAGGGUGAAACAAUUUAAAACAAUAAGUUUUUCAAAUUCACGAACAACAAUUUAAAAUCAUAUGAAGUCAUUAGUUCUGGUGUCAGUGAGCUGAUAUUUAUUGGAUUAUUUUAAAGACUAAUCCAGUAAAUUAGUAAUCAAUAACCUGUCCAUCGUUCAGAUUCAUUUCACUAAAUGAAAUAAACAGUGAACGUGUGAAUGAACCAACUUUAAACAUCUGUUUCAUGUUUUUAUGUUUGUUCUGUUUUUUUACUGGGAGGCUGCAGAGGAAACUGGUCCUUCAAAAUAAAAGCUUUCAAUCUUUUAUUAAACAUUUGAUCAACUGUAACAACCACACUGGAACCAAUAAUCAGUGAUAUUAACUCAUCAGCGCUCUCUGCUGGACAAACAUUUCUUCAGUGUCCAUCAUUUAUUCAUUUAUAGAAACAGGAGAGCAGACCGCUGUGUCAAACCCCGCCCCCUUUCAGGCAUUCAGGAGUCUUUAAUGUCAUGAAUUAAGAAUAUUGACAUUUAUCUAUUAUAAAUCCUCUGUGCAGUCAGUAAACAAUGCUGUUGUGUUGUUGUUGUAAAUAAACAUUGUGGUUGAUGAGUGUC